UGGCUACUUUUAUUAUAUAUUGGUGAGUGGUUGUAUGGGAGCGUGGUGAGGGAGCGGUGCCGGGCUGGGUGGCUGGUGCGGUAGUGUACACACGGCCGUCACGGGGGCAGAGAUGGAGCACCCACGCCUCGCUACUGACGUGUUUAUGUCGGAGCUAACUCUGAUGUUUCACAAUGCGCGCACAAAGGGAGAAGUGACGGUAACAAUAAAGAGAUAUGAUGGUCGCACUCGUCCACAUCCUAAACCUAGAAAACUCAAGAAUGGGAAGAUGUCCAUAGUAGAACCUUUGCCAGAGCCUGAUGAAUAUAGCUGUUUAUUGCGAGCAAAGACCAACGAUAAGAAGAUUAGUACAGUGGUUUCGGCACUGGAUGCUCUGAAAUUCCAACUGCAGUUUGCACAAUUCCUCCGUUCCAACAUGGAUGGCCUUAAGAAAGAAAAGAAGGCUAAGAAAAAAGGCAAGAAAGCUACUCAAUAAAUUCAAAGCUGGAGACUAAUAUCAUACAUGAAAAUGCGUAAAAAUGAAAAAUUGUCUAGCCAUAUAGGCUUUCAGAGAAAAUCCGCAUUGCCAAAAAGAGCUUGGGUUGGUCAUGGGAGCAUACCUUUUGUCUUAGGUUGUGGAAUGUCUUUGAUAAGGGUACCAAUAUUUUGGUGACUGUGAUAUAUGUAAUAAGUGGAUUUAUGAUCCUAGCAAGCAUUUGUAAUGUACAGACUUCUGUAUGAGGUUUUCACAAUCUUGUGCAUUGUCGUCAAUUGAUAUAAAGAGAGUUAGGACUUUGUUCUAACUAAUGAUGGCAUACAGAGUUGGUACGUGGCACUGAAGCCUUUUUUUUUUUUUUUUUUUUUUUUUUUUUUUUUUUU
Messenger RNA from Procambarus clarkii (red swamp crayfish), 858 nucleotides. RefSeq names its product signal recognition particle 14 (gene Srp14). Gene Ontology annotation, molecular function: 7S RNA binding; endoplasmic reticulum signal sequence receptor activity. NCBI's taxonomy places the organism in Eukaryota, Metazoa, Arthropoda, Malacostraca, Decapoda, Cambaridae. Gene Ontology annotation, biological process: SRP-dependent cotranslational protein targeting to membrane. The record is from RefSeq and is a predicted model, not a curated record. Gene Ontology annotation, cellular component: signal recognition particle, endoplasmic reticulum targeting.